This is a messenger RNA of Neoarthrinium moseri, 849 nucleotides long. RefSeq lists its product as uncharacterized. Gene Ontology annotation, biological process: carbohydrate metabolic process. Lineage: Eukaryota; Fungi; Ascomycota; Sordariomycetes; Amphisphaeriales; Apiosporaceae. The transcript is spliced from 2 exons. The coding region runs from base 1 to 849 and encodes 282 amino acids. Gene Ontology annotation, molecular function: hydrolase activity, hydrolyzing O-glycosyl compounds. The record is from RefSeq and is a predicted model, not a curated record.
AUGCGUUUCCAGCCAAGCACGCUCCUUCCUCUGCUCCCGGCUCUGGUCGCGGGUAUUGCAGCCCCUAGAAUCGAUGGCUUCAACCUCUUGUUUUCCGACGACUUUGCGGGUAGUGCUGGAUCCCCACCGAACGCGGACUUGUGGGACAUAGCCCAGGCAAUCAACACCAACAACGAAGCCCAGACUUACACCACAUCCAACAACAAUCUGCAGAUCAGCGGCGGUCAGACUAUUCAGUUUAUCCCUCGGAAGGGCACCACGGGAGUUUGGACUUCGGGACGUAUCGAGACAAAGGGCUCUUGGACUCCCGCACCCGGCAAGGUGAUGCUGAUUCAAGCAAGCCUCCUCCUGGGUAACAACGCCCAAGCCAACAAGCAGGGCCUGUGGCCUGCUUUCUGGGCCCUGGGCGAUGCGAUGCGUCACGGGACAGAGUGGCCCCUGGCUGGCGAGAUCGACAUUUUCGAGCAGGUCAACGGAGCCCCGACCGCCUACGGCACCGUUCACUGCGGCUCCAACCCCGGUGGCCCUUGCAACGAGCCAAACGGAAGGGCCUCCACGGUCGCGCUGCCAACCGAGGGCUUCAACACGUGGGGAGUUAGAAUUGACCUCACCAACUCCGACUGGACUCAGCAGACCAUCCAGUGGCAGCUCAAUGGCGCCACUUUCAACACCCUCACGGGUUCCGACAUUGGUGACCAAGGAACGUGGGCAACACUGGCGCAUAGCCCUCUAUACGUGCUCCUGAAUGUUGCCGUUGGUGGUAACUGGCCAGGCCAGCCUGACGCUGCUACCUUGGACGGCUACGGCAGCAUGAUGGAGGUCGCAUACGUCGGAAUCUACUCGUCAUAG